UAACACGCGUGGGGAGGGGGAGUGUUGGGCACCAGCCAACCUGCCUGCCUGCCUGCCUGCCUCCCGGAACAAGAAAUUCAGUUUGGCUACAAGAUGGAAGGAGACCAGGAUGAGGAGGCAGAGGAGGAGGAAGAACAGGAAGGUACCAACGAGAGGCUAAUCCGGAAACAUCAGCUCCCACUGUCCGCACAGUCUGCUUUCAGCUACAUCCCACCCCGGCGCACAGACCCUCCCGAGCUCAGAUAUUUUCACCAAGAGUGCAAGCCAGGAACCAUUUCCUUGUACGACUGCAUCUUCAAAAGACCAAUGGGCUACGAUGCAAAACUCCACCGAUGCGACCGAGAGCACGCUAAAAGCAGAGGACUUCACAUCAAUGACGAGGAAAAAGCAAGGCCUGUGCCCGUCUUAGCCUCCUCUGAAUACGGGAGACGCAUCGAGAAGCCCGUGGAAGAGUUGAUCCGAGACCACGUCCGCAUUAACCGUGUGCAAGCAGAAUUCUAUAGGAAAAAUGAAAUUGCCUGCUUGGUCAAGAAAUCUAACCAAAGCAUCGACCCAAUCUGAGGCCUUUUGCCCCAGUAGUAGUUGUCAAAGAGCGAAAAGGUUCCUUCGCUUUGAGGUCGAUCUCCCCCGCCCUCUCCCAACCUCAUUCUUUCUUGACUGUUGAUGUGAUUCUGGGUCCAUUUCAAUGCUCUGUGUCAUCUCCCACUACAAUAUUUUUAAGUGAAAUCAAAUGAGCCAUGCCUUUCUUUAGUGUGCUACGGACCAUAAACUUGAGCAAUUAGCAACUUAACUGAUGUGAGCAGCGUGACGUUAGGCAACGGCACUGCCAGGAAAAGACUAUUUUGUCUACAUUCAGAGCACUCCUGCUCAGUAAAGUAGUUCUAAGUAGUUCUUCCACCAGUACCCUCCUCUGCCAUUUAUCAGGACCCACUAAAGAUCUAAAGUUAUAAGGCUAAUUCAGAUCACAAGAAUCUGAUCCUGGAUCAAUAAUAAAAGUCAGAUUGAUCACCCCUUA
This is a messenger RNA of Sphaerodactylus townsendi, 1015 nucleotides long. It is a transcript of the gene CFAP90, whose product is annotated as linkage group 14 C5orf49 homolog. Lineage: Eukaryota; Metazoa; Chordata; Lepidosauria; Squamata; Sphaerodactylidae. The coding region runs from base 94 to 561 and encodes 155 amino acids. The transcript has 3 exons. The record is from RefSeq and is a predicted model, not a curated record.